AUGUAUACUCGUCGUUCACUAUAAAGUCCGCCGUCAACAAGUCAAUGCAGUGACAAAAAUGCAGCAGCAAAAUGUGGCGUCGGUGUGUGGACAGACACUCCAAUCGACACAGACACAGACACAAAGUGGACCAUCAGAACCUCAGUCCCUCUACGCCCUCUGCCGUGUCUUCUUUCUCAUGCCGUGCGUCAGUCAGGUGUCCUUUAUCAUCUUUUUGGUCAUGGUGACGACGUAUCUCUCCUUCCGCCGCGCAUAGGCCUCCACCUGACACACACAGAAAGGUGGCUACUCACACACACACACACACGAGUGGCUGGCUUCUCACGUUGACGCGAUGGAAUGUGAUGGCUUCACACUUGGCGGCGAAACGGCCCCACCACUCCUCCCCUGCACCACACACACACACCCCCCGGUGGACUGAUGGCUGGCUGUCUGUCUGUGUGUGCGCACCGAUGUGCAGGUAUGCCGGCAGGGAGUGGCCGUACUUGUCGCCCCAGACCUCUUUCAUCCGGCGUGUGGUGAGGGCCUCGUACUCGGUGUCACACACAUCCGCUAUGAUGACACUCCGAGCGGACAGCCUGAACUCAAUCACAGAAUGACACAUGAGUGCGUCUGGGUGUGUGUGCGUGUGUGUGCGUGUGUGCCUGAGCAUCUCGUUGACGACGGUCUCGGCCACAUCGAGAGAAGGCAGGUACUGAAACACACUGUUGCACACCUGACAGACAGAAAUACAGCCCAACACACUCUCACACACACGAACAGACACACACACACACACGUACGUCGCACAUGUCAUGUGCCUGAGUACCACAGCGUCAUAGCUGCCCUCCUGCAUCUCUUUGGUCGCCUCUGGCAGCAAGCCCACCUAACAAACACACACACACACACACACACACACAGAGAGAGAGAGAGAGAGAUGCAACGUGCCUUGGCUGAUCUAUCCAUCGCCUCACCGACCAUGAAGUGCCCAUCGGCGAUGUUCACACGCGCCCUCUCGAUGCACGACUGCGACGCAUCCACACCUACACACACACACACACACACAUGUCCGUCCACUCAUGCAUCUGUCUGUCCGUGUGCCCACCAGACAGUUGCAGCCCAUGGACGAUGCUCUGGACACACGAGAGGAAGGCGCCCACGCCACAGCCGCACUCGAACACCCGGUCGCCGCUGCGGAUGUUUGUGCUGCCGAUGGUGUCCUUGACGUACAGGUGCCACACAGUCGGGUCAUCCAAGUCCUUCCACCCUGUUUGUGUGAUGGAUCGUGUGAAAGAUGCGCACAUAGAGAGAGGGAGAGAGAGUGAUCGUGUGUGUAUGUGUACCUGCCAUUUGGUGAAGGUGGUCAAACUCGCCCUCCUGCGCCAUUCGCCCAAACACGUCGGUCCAUUUCUCUCCCUCACUGCUGCUACUGCUGCAAAGACACACACACGCACAGAGAGCGAACCAUCCUCAUCCGGGCAGAUGAUUGCGUGCAGGCGUAGGUAGCUACCUGUUGUCCAUGGUGUGUGUGGCGGCGACGCUCACUCUCUCAUCUCUUGUCAUUCAGUCAGACACGCGAUGGAGUCCCUUCCGACAGAUCACGAACGAACAGAUCACGAACGAACAGAUCACGAACGAACAGAUCACACGGACAGAUGCAUCAAAGGGACAAACAGAUCUACAUCAAACACGACACAUGCAGCAUGGUGUGCGAGACGUGUCCAUCUCACCUUUUUC
Molecule: messenger RNA, 1716 nt
Organism: Vitrella brassicaformis
Lineage: Eukaryota; Vitrellaceae
Source: the annotation of a GenBank genome assembly